This is a messenger RNA of Tympanuchus pallidicinctus (lesser prairie-chicken), 8315 nucleotides long. It is a transcript of the gene IQGAP2, whose product is annotated as IQ motif containing GTPase activating protein 2. Bases 80 to 5062 code for a protein of 1660 amino acids. The transcript is spliced from 38 exons. Gene Ontology annotation, molecular function: GTPase activator activity; actin filament binding; calmodulin binding. Gene Ontology annotation, cellular component: cytoplasm. Lineage: Eukaryota; Metazoa; Chordata; Aves; Galliformes; Phasianidae. Gene Ontology annotation, biological process: regulation of GTPase activity; regulation of actin cytoskeleton organization. The record is from RefSeq and is a predicted model, not a curated record.
CGGCAGCAAAUCAGCGAGGGGCGGCCGGCGCAUAAGAAGGGCCGGCGGCAGCGGGCGCCGUCCCUCCGGCGGCGGCAGGAUGCACCAUGAGGAGCUGGCGCCCUUGCAGCGGCCCCGCUAUGGCUCUAUUGUGGAUGAUGAAAGGCUUUCAGCAGAGGAGAUGGAUGAAAGGAGACGUCAGAACAUUGCUUAUGAGUACCUCUGUCACUUAGAAGAAGCAAAAAGGUGGAUGGAGGUCUGCUUGGAAGAAGAGCUGCCCCCUACUACUGAGCUGGAAGAAGGCUUAAGGAAUGGUGUUUAUCUUGCCAAGCUUGCAAAAUUCUUUGCCCCCAAUCUGGUGUCAGACAAAAAGAUCUAUGAUGUGAAGCAGGAACGUUACAAGAGAUCAGGACUUCAUUUUCGACACACUGAUAACACCGUGCAGUGGCUAAGAGCAAUGGAGUCUAUUGGUCUGCCUAAGAUUUUUUAUCCAGAGACUACAGAUGUCUAUGAUAGGAAAAACAUACCUAGGAUGAUAUAUUGCAUUCAUGCUUUAAGUUUGUAUCUGUUCAAACUAGGAUUAGCGCCACAAAUUCAGGACCUACUGGGAAAAGUAGACUUCACAGAGGAAGAAAUCAGCAACAUGCGAAAGGAGCUAGAGAAGUAUGGCAUACAGAUGCCAUCUUUCAGUAAAAUUGGUGGGAUUCUGGCCAGUGAAUUAUCAGUUGAUGAAGCUGCAUUGCAUGCUGCAGUGAUAGCAAUUAACGAAGCUAUUGAGAAGGGAAUAGCUGAGCAAACCAUUGCAACUCUGAGGAACCCAAAUGCAAUGCUGCUGAAUGUGGAUGAGGAACUUGCUCAGGACUAUCAGAAUGAGCUCUUUGAUGCUAAAAGGAGAAAACAAUCAAGUGCAAGACUUAAGGUAAAUGGCACAAUCUCUGAAGAGGAGAGAGAUGUCUAUGAAGAACUGCUGACACAAGCUGAGAUUCAAGGCAAUAUCAAUAAGAUCAACAUUCACAUGGCUUUAGUCCAAGUGAAUGAGGCUAUUGACCGACAAGAUGAAGUGGCACUGAUGGCAGGUUUGAACCAUCCUGCUUUGAGCCUACUUGAAGUUCUGCCACAAAAUUCCUCUUGGUACCUAUUGCAAUUGUGUGAUUCUAAAGAACAGAAAAUACAGAUAGCAGGGGUUCCAAAUAUGCUCGACAAAAGUGAAAUACAGAAAGAAGUUAGUGUUGUCAAUGCGGAAGCUGAGGCUCACAAGCUUAAACUUAUAGCAGUUGACAAUAUCAAUACUGCAAUUCGUAACUGUGAUCCUAAUAAAACACUGGUUGCACUGAUGAAACCGGAGGCACAGCUGCCUGUUGUUCACUCAUUUGCUGCUGUUGUCUAUCAGACUGAGCUGUUCAACCUCCAACAACAGAAUGCUGUGAAUUACCUGGCACACGAUGAACUGUCUGUUGCAGUAGAAAUGUUGUCAGCUGUUGUGUUGCUAAACCAGGCCUUGGAAAACAAGGACAUCCAAAUGAUAAGGAAUCACCUCAGAAAUCCAUGCAUUGGCUUCAAUAAUCUGGAAGAAGAAAACUUGCAACGUUAUGCUGAUACACUAUUGUCUAUUAAGUCAGAGGCUUCAUCUCAAGGCCAAGAUUAUUUAAGCUGGAAUGAUAUCCAGAACUGCAUUGACAUGGUUAAUAUGCAAAUUCAAGAAGAAAAUGAAAGAAUUAUUGCAAUUAACCACAUUAAUGAAGCAAUUGACCAAGGAAAUGCUGAAAAAACUCUAGAAGCUCUACUGAUGCCUACAGCCAAGCUGCAGGAUGUGAGACCAGAAAAUGCAAAGCAUUAUCAGGAUGUUCUGCACCACGCCAAAACACAGAAACGCAAGGAAACCCAAGAUGAAUCAGCAGUUCUGUGGCUGGAUGAAAUACAAAAGGGAAUCAGUGAUGCCAAUAGCAAUAUAAAAGAAGCUGCAAUCUUGGCUGUUGGGAUUUCAAUGAUUAACAAGAGCUUGGAGAAAGGUGAUUCACAGCCAAUCCUGAUGACACUGCAGUCCAAGUUUGGCUUACGAGUUGCUUCAGAAUGUGCUGAAACUUAUUUCAAGAACCUCUCAGAAGCCCAAAAGCUGAAAACAAAAGAUGAUUCUAAUGAAAGUCCAUGGAUUAAACUCAUAAUGCAAAAUAUGUAUAGUUACUACUACAAUGUGGAAACUGAGGAAGGUACCUGUGCUGUCCCUGAAGGAGUUGUACCAAAAACUUCCUGGUUAACUGCUGAAGAAAUCCAGAACAUUGUUGGGCAAGUUACAGCAGACUACAAUCGGGAGCAGUUGUGGCUUGCUAAUGAAAGUCUGAUUGUUCAGCUGCAAGCCCAAGCAAGGGGAUUCUUAGUCAGAAGGAAUUUUCAGGACAGAAAAGCAUACCUCCAAAACCAGGAACCAUCUGCCAUCAAAAUACAGGCUUUCUGGAAAGGAUUCAAACAAAGGAAAAGCUAUGUUGACAGACUAAAGGUGCUUCAAAGCAAUGUUGCUGCUAUUGUCAAGAUUCAGUCGUGGGUCAAAAUGUGGCUAGCAAGGACAGCUUACAGAAAGAGGCUGCAAUACUUCAAGGAUCAUAAUGAAGAAAUCGUGAAGAUACAAGCAUUUCUCAGAGCAAACAAAGCCAGGGAGGAUUACAGGACACUAAUUGGUGCUGAAAAUCCACCCUUGCCUGUCCUGCGCAAAUUUGCUUACCUCUUGGACCAAAGUGACUUAGAUUUUCAAGAAGAACUGGAAGUAACAAGAUUAAGGGAAGAAGUAGUUACAAAGAUUCGAUCCAAUCAACAGCUGGAGAAGGACUUGAAUUUAAUGGAUAUAAAGAUUGGACUUCUGGUGAAAAACAGAAUCACUCUUCAGGAUGUGGUAUUACAUAGUAAGAAGCUUAAUAAAAAGAGCAAAAGUCAGCUAGAAGAGAUGGUUAUGGUUGACAAACAGGGUAUAAAAGGCUUGAGUAAAGAGAGAAGAAAAAAACUGGAGGCUUAUCAACAUUUAUUCUACCUUUUACAGACUAAUCCCACCUAUCUGGCGAAGCUGAUUUUCCAGAUGCCUCAAAACAAAUCAACCAAAUUUAUGGAUACAGUCAUCUUCACUCUAUACAACUAUGCAUCCAACCAACGAGAAGAAUAUCUACUUCUCAAACUUUUUAAAACUGCUUUAGAAGAGGAGAUAAACUCUAAGGUAGACCAGAUACAGGACAUUGUCACUGGAAACCCUACUGUCAUUAAGAUGGUUGUCAGCUUCAACCGAGGUGCUCGUGGACAGAACACUCUGCGCCAGCUCCUGGCACCAGUGGUGAAAGAGAUCAUGGAGGAUAAAUCCCUCAUAAUCAACACUAGUCCCGUGGAUGUGUACAAGUCAUGGGUAAACCAGCUAGAAAUGCAGACUGGUGAGGCCAGUAAAUUGCCAUAUGAUGUUACCACAGAACAAGCAUUAGCGCACACAGAAGUUGUCAAUAAACUGGAAUCAUCGAUUCAGAGUUUGCGAGCUGUCACUGACAAAGUUCUCACAACUAUAUUCUCAUCUCUCAGUAUGAUGCCUUAUGGAAUGAGAUAUAUAGCCAAAGUUCUGAAGAGCUCACUCCAUGAGAAAUUCCCAGAUGCAACAGAAGACGAACUGCUAAAGAUUGUUGGAAACCUCCUUUACUAUCGCUACAUGAACCCUGCCAUUGUUGCUCCUGAUGGUUUUGAUAUAAUUGAUAUGACAGCUGGGGGCCAGAUACACCCUGACCAGAGGAGGAAUCUGGGUUGUGUGGCAAAAGUCCUUCAGCACGCUGCUUCUAACAAACUCUUUGAAGGAGAGAGUGAACAUCUGUCAUCUAUGAACACUUACCUCUCACAGACAUACCAGAAGUUCAGGAAUUUUUUUCAGGCAGCAUGUGAUGUUCCUGAACCAGAGGAGAAAUUCAAUAUCGAUGAAUACUCUGAUAUGGUGACCCUCAGCAAACCUGUCAUAUAUAUCUCUAUUGAAGAAAUUAUCAAUACCCACUCGCUUCUAUUAGAACACCAGGAUGCCAUUGCCACUGAACCAAAUGACCUACUGAACGAACUGCUGGAAGGGCUGGGACCUGUUCCUGAUGUGGAGUCUUUCCUUGGGGAAGGGUCUGUUGAUCCCAAUGACCCUAACAGGGAAAGCACGCUAAAUCAGCUUGCAAAAACAGAGAUUUCAUUGUCUCUAACAAGCAAAUACGAGUUACGAGAAGGUGAAGAUCAGGACCUCAAAAGCCUGAUGAUAAAGACCAAAAGACUUAUUGUGGAUAUGAUACGAACACAGCCAGGGGAUACACUCUCAGAAAUAUUAGAAACAACAGCUACUGCACAACAGGAAUCUGAGCACUCGAAACUUGUGGAAAAACGUGCCAUUUUAGAUUCCAAAACUCCAGAGAAAAUGAAGCGCAGUCAGUCUAUUUUUGAAGAUGGGCAGCUACCAAUAGAACAAAAGAAAAGGAAAAUUCAGAGAAAUCUCCGGACUUUGGAACAAGCAGGAUUAGUCUCUUCAGCAACAAAGUACCAAGAAAUUAUAAAUGAGAUUGCUAAGGAUAUCCGGAAUCAAAGAAGAUACAGACAUCACCGAAAAGCUGAACUGGUGAAACUUCAGCAGACUUUGAAUGCACUUAACUCCAAGACAGCAUUUUACGAAGAACAAAUUAAUUAUUACAACACCUAUAUAAAAACUUGUUUAGACAACUUAACAAGAAAAAAUUCAAGGAGGUCAAUUAAACUAGAUGGAAAAGAGGAGGUGAAGGGCAGCAAGAAAUUGAAGCAGGCAUCAUUAAAGUACACUGCUGCUAGGCUGCAUGAAAAGGGUGUUAUCCUAGAAAUUGAAGAUCUUCAAACCAACCAGUUUAAGAACGUGAUGUUUGAUAUCACACCUGGAGAAGAAGUGGGUGACUUUGAAAUCAAAGCAAAAUUUCUGGGCGUCGAGAUGGAAAAAGUGCAGCUUCACUUCCAGGAUUUGCUUCAGAUGCAGUAUGAAGGUGUGGCUGUAAUGAAAAUGUUUGACAAAGCUAAAGUGAAUGUUAAUUUGCUCAUAUUCCUGUUGAAUAAGAAGUUCUAUGGAAAAUGAGUGUCUUCGGAUAUCAUGGACUACAUUCAUCAGUAGGAAGUCUACUCAGUAUUUUUUCUUGCUUUUAAACAUUUGAAAUUUGUGAUUGGAUGCUUUUUAACUUUAAAAAAACUAAAACACCAAAUAUUCAGAGGAAUGUACACAGUGCCUUUGCAUCGUUGAUAUUAAGCAAAAAAAUAGGAAAUAGAAUAUUUUAAACACUUCCAGAUCUCAUUGGUGUUGGUACCUUCCAAUCAAAAACAUUGUUUAGGACAUUCAGCUCUUGUGGAUAUUAAGUAGACAAAUUGAAUUUAGUUGAAUAUAUAUGCCUCUUCCUAUUAAAAACAUUUUUAAAUGACCUCAGAUAUAUAAUAUAGUUUGUAUUAGACUUUUAAGUAUUUACCAAAAGAAAUCCUGAUUUGUUUCUAGGGGAUAGCUUGCACAAAUAUUUAGUUACAUACUAAGCCUAUUUUCUGGCAGUUGUCAAUUGAAAGAAAACUUAUUGUGCAAUUCAAAAAAUUUUAUAGGUAAUUAUAAAGUGACAGUAAUGUUUUACUUUGGAAAAAUAUGUUUUGAUUCAUUCCUACUAAAUAAAAUGCACUACUGCCUUGUGUAAAAUGACAUUUUCUACAUUCAUGACUUUUUGAGUGGCAUGGGGGUAUCUGAACGGUAAACAGCUGUUCAGUUUGAAGUAUUUGAAUACAUAAAUUGUGCCUGUCUGUCUUUUUUUUUUUUUUUUUUUUGUAAGAAAAUAAAUGCAAUAAAAUCAGUAUUUAGAUUUUUUAAAUAUUCUUUGGAGAUUGUUCUAUGUAAAAUAAAUUUCAGUUAAUUAAACUGGCUUGGUUCCUAAAUUACAUUUAAAAAGGUAAUUAAAGUAACAACCCGGAUGGUAAUGAAAGAACUUUUUUCAGCAUUUUUAUAAAAUAAAAUUUAAACGUGGUUGUCCUUAUAGUGCACUUUGGGAAGACUUUUCAGCAGUGAAGACUUCAUAACCUCUUUAUGCGUUUGGAAGUGAUGGUGAUUUUUCUGAUAAAACAGCAAUUACAUCUACAGAGCAAGAGCUUGUAGAGGGAGUAAUGUAAUAUACAAAGUGAGGGGAAAUAGCUCCUACUCUUGCUUUCCUUGUGGCAAAUCACUUUAAAGAUGAAAGUGAAGUGAGGCACUCUGGAAUAGAUUGUAAAAGCGAAUAUACAGAUAACAAUUCUGAAGAUGAAAUAAAACUCAAGUUAGUGGCAGAUAGAUACUGAUUUGUUUACAAUACAAGCUGAAAAAAAGAUGACAUUUAAUAGAGGUAGUCCUUAGGCACAGCGUAAAGUGUGAGCACUUCACUACUUUACUUAAAAACAGCUAAUAUUCCUAAGAAAAACAAACAGCUCCUUUUUCUUCCAGCUAAUUAUACUGCACUUGCCAUUUAGCAUUUAUUGGCUAUGCUGAUGUUACUCUUUAGCAUUAACAUCCAGGUUCUCCUAAAAUAGUUGGUAGGGAAGCUGAAAGUAGCACAUAGAAAAGGUCAGUUGGAAGGGACCUGCAAAGACAAUCUAUUCCAGCCCUCUAGUGCGAUCCCUUCAGGGAGCUGCAGGGAGCAGUGAGAUCCUCUCAGCAUUCUCUUCUCCAGGCUGGGCAAACUGAGUGUUCUCAGCCUCUCCUCCAGCCCUGUUGCCAGUUUUCUUGCCUCCUCUGGAUGCUUUCAAGUAUCUUUAUAUCCUUUUUAUGUUGUGCAGCUCAGAACUGCACACAGUAUUCAAGGCAAGGCUGCUCCAACACUGACUGCAGUUGGAGAGUCUUGACCAUGUGGCUGUGCUGUGCCAAUGUGUGAUUUGCUCAGGCUGAGCCUGCUGGCACCAGCAGCCCCAGGUCCCUUCCUGCUGAGCUGCUCCCCAGUCACUCAUCUCCCCUCUGUGCAUUUUCCUUGCUUGCUCCUCAGUCUUGCUCCAGUGUCUCUGAAUUCUUCUUCAAGGCCUGCUUAGCUCUAAUGUGACUAGAACCUUUAUUGGUUAUCUGCUAGCUGCACCUGAAGUACACUUGCUUACUAAAAGUUUUUGGGUUCCCAGGUAAUGUAGGGAAUGUAAGGUCUUUAUGCUUGGUGUCACCUCUUUCAGCCUUUUACUGACAUUCCUGCUUUCCUACUACACAUCAAAGAGUAGCUUCCAUUUAAUUUGUGAUCUCCUUUAGAAGCUUUUUUUUCUUAAUUAGCUGGUUGUUUGUCACUGAACAAACAAUAAACCCACUAAACAAGACGGACCACAAUGGCUCCUACCUAAAUAUAAGAUUGACAGGAACUACCAGGUACCAUGUAAUUGGCAGAGCAAUUCCGUACCUGUUAAACUGGCAGUUCUACUAAAAAGUACAAAAAAUGGGCUUCAAGGAGGUUACUUCAAGCUGCAAAACUCUGGGCCUCCAAUUGUAUGUAACUAGAUACUACUUGAUGAAACCUGGCUCAUUCAAGAAAUGAUCUCAUGGAAAUACUUGUCUUGCUAGACAUGAAAAUGGAGGGAAAAGCCAGAAUAGAUUAAUAGUGCUUUACUCACCUGUUUCUAUCACUGGAGGAAUUGCAUCCUUCCUGUCUGUUUUUAAGUCUCUUUUCUUAGAUAGUAAUAGUGAAAUUAUAAUAACCGGUGGUCUUUGGCUGACAGCUGUAGUUCACAUUUUUCUACCUCUAAAAAUAAGAUUUUUAGAGUUGACCAAAAGUGCUUUACAAUUAACUCAGUUUGUUUGAGCUUGUUCAUUCUGAUAGAACUCUGAAGCUCUAAAACAAGCCACAGAAUUGCAGAGAGAAUGUCUAUCUUAUUUGGCCAAGCAAAGAGGAACACUAUUACAAGUGACAGCUUGUGGUCUGUCUUACUGGAUGCCUAUCUGCAAACCUUUUUUAGCAGCCUUAGAAGAAAGCAGAAGCAACAAAACAAGCUUCCCCCUAACAGCAAAUUUGAAGAGAAACAGUCACAUAUGACUUCAAACAGUUCUAGACUACGUAGACAGCACAAGCCUUUUCCCAGACCUGGGGGACUGGUUUUGCCUCUAAAAUAAGCUUCUAGCAUCUCCUUUUUAGAGCAGUAACUACCAACCUGAGUCUUGCACCAUUGUGAUCUCGUAGCACCUGACCAUUAGAAAAAUGGCUGCUUCCUCACUGACAUAGCAAUGCUACUAGAUUGUUCUAGGCUAUCUUGGUAUUGCUUGGUUGACCUGCUACGUUGUAGAGGAAUGAAGCACUGCAGUACUGCAAUAUAACAUACUCCUUACCAAAAAAAAAAAAAAAAAAAAAAAAAAAGCAGCAAAA